This is a messenger RNA of Lasiosphaeria miniovina, 2349 nucleotides long. Its product is annotated as P-loop containing nucleoside triphosphate hydrolase protein. The transcript is spliced from 4 exons. NCBI's taxonomy places the organism in Eukaryota, Fungi, Ascomycota, Sordariomycetes, Sordariales, Lasiosphaeriaceae. The record is from RefSeq and is a predicted model, not a curated record. The coding region runs from base 1 to 2349 and encodes 782 amino acids. Gene Ontology annotation, molecular function: GTPase activity; translation elongation factor activity; GTP binding. Gene Ontology annotation, biological process: translational elongation; translation.
AUGUCUCGCCAUCAGGAGGUUCGCAACCUCGACUACAAAGACGUCCUGGAUGACUACGAUGGCUACUGCGAGGAAGAAGACGAGCUUAGCCCCGAGGACCGGGCCCUUAUGACACAGGGCACAAUCACUGUCCAAACUGCUCUUGGUGUCGAGGCUGCCAAAGUCAGCGUUGCUCAGAUCGAGGAGUCUCUUUGGCACUACUACUAUGACACAGAUAAGGUUGUCGAAUACCUUAUCAAGAAGUUCAUCAACCCGCCCCAGAAGACGGCGAAACCCGCUCCCAAUCCUUCGACAAGUGCAGCUCCCAGAGUACAUACUGCGGGGUCGUCUCAGCAACCUCGGCAGGACUUCUCGCACCUCUUCAAGGAUCUUCCGUGGGGCAACAUACCGAAGGACCGGGAAACCGUCUUCAUCCCGCCGCUGCUGCCUCGCAUCGGGCUGCUCGGUGGAUCAGGUUCCCCUCCAAAGAUGUCCAAGCUCCAGCAGCUCGCAGCCGCGAGGAAGAAGAAGGCAGAGGAAAGAGCUGCCCAGCAGAAGCUAGAGCAGACACGAACCAAGAUGACACAGCUCUCCGUCGAGGAACAAGAUCGGCAAAAAGAAAACGCUCCCUCAGAUGGACCGUUUGGCAAACGUCUCAAAACAUCAGAGUCGACUGCUGAAGGUCGUAAGCCUUUGACCACCGCUGAACCUGGACGAUCCGAGCCCUUGAGCCAAUCUACUCCGAUGGCCCUCGAGAACAGCCAGCAUGCGAAAGCAGCCACAGCGGACUCACCAAAACCAACGCCGGAGAAGGCACAGCCAUCUGCUUUUGCCCAGGUUCUCUUCGGGCCUCCUCUAGCAUCGCCGAAACAGAAAUUGCAGGAUGUCUUCCCCUUGACCUACACCGAUUUGUCACCUUCUGUCCUCGAGGCCUUUUCCAAACCCAGUCCGGAUGACGUUGUUUAUGCAGCGCAGGCGAAAGCUGGGAAGAAGACGGCCGCCACCCAAACCAAGAAAAAGGGUGCUUCCUCCCUGGAUGCUGUGGCCAGCGAUGUUAAGGGGUUGAAGAUUGAGGACGCCCCCCUCCCCAAAAGCCGGAAUCUUGACGUGCUCUCCGAAUUCGAAAGGAGCAAAAGCAAGAAAGCUGCCAGCUUUGUGGUUGUCGGUCACGUGGACGCUGGGAAAAGUACCAUGAUGGGCCGGCUUCUCCUCGAUCUCAAUGUCGUCGAUCAGCGCACAGUUGAUAAACUCCGCCAAGAAGCAACGAAGAUUGGGAAAUCUUCCUUCGCCCUCGCUUGGAUAUUGGACCAAAGGACGGAAGAGCGUGCCCGGGGUGUCACAAUCGACAUUGCCACCAACCGAUUCGAAACCGACAAGACGGUUUUUACAAUCCUAGACGCACCGGGUCACAGGGACUUUAUUCCCAAUAUGAUUGCUGGGGCAAGCCAAGCCGAUUUCGCGAUACUUGUCAUAGAUGCAAGCACUGGCGCUUUCGAAUCCGGUCUCAAGGGCCAAACACGAGAACAUUCGCUGCUUAUUCGGAGCAUGGGUGUCUCGAGGGUCAUUGUGGCAAUCAACAAACUCGACACUGUCGGCUGGUCGCAGGAGAGGUUUGACGAGAUCAAGAAUCAGGUCUCUGGCUUUUUAUCAGCAACCGGGUUCCAACAAAAGAACAUCACCUUCGUCCCCGUGUCUGGUCUGCAUGGCGAUAAUCUAGUGCGGAAGUCGUCAGAUCCGGCGGCGUCUUGGUACACGGGCCCGCCACUUGUGGAAGAACUCGAAAACUCGGAGCCGAGCGCAAGAGCAUUGGCCAAGCCACUACGGAUGACCAUUUCAGAGGUUUUCCGUACCCCACAGAGCCCGAUCUCAAUAUCUGGCCGAAUCGACGCCGGGUCUCUUCAGGCGGGCGAUCCGCUUCUAAUUCAACCAAGCGGAGAGAAGGCAUACGUCAAGUCGCUCCAGGUUGAUGAGGAACCGGUGGAAUGGGCAGUGGCCGGCCAGAACGCGGUACUCCACCUGACCAACAUCGAUCAGGUUCACGUACGAGUGGGGGAUAUCAUCUGCGACCCGGCGAAGCCAAUCGAAUGCCUGGACACGUUCACUCUCAAAGCGCUGGCUUUCGACUUUUUGAUGCCAAUGCAGGUGGAUGUACAUCGGGGUAGGCUGCAUGCCGCGGGAAGGAUAGAGUCCAUCACGGCGCUUUUGGACAAGGUAACGGGUGCGGUGGUAAAAAAGAAGCCAAAAAUCGCAAAGCCGGCAACUGUAGCGAGGGUCGUGGUGAAACUGAACUCGACGGUGCCGCUAGAAGCUGGGCAGAGGGUCGUCUUGAGAAGUGGUGGAGAAACUGUGGCAGCUGGGUUGUUAGAAUAG